Eremomyces bilateralis CBS 781.70 is the source of this 1256-nucleotide messenger RNA. Its product is annotated as cutinase-domain-containing protein. The transcript has 3 exons. NCBI's taxonomy places the organism in Eukaryota, Fungi, Ascomycota, Dothideomycetes, Eremomycetales, Eremomycetaceae. The record is from RefSeq and is a predicted model, not a curated record. Gene Ontology annotation, cellular component: extracellular region. Gene Ontology annotation, molecular function: cutinase activity. Bases 351 to 1256 code for a protein of 301 amino acids. Gene Ontology annotation, biological process: carbohydrate catabolic process.
CCAAGAUUAAGCUCCUUGAGAAUAUCAAACGGUUAUUCUCUGAGUUAUAUUGCUUCUACUAGCAAACCAUCCACACUUCGAUUGAUCCAGGCUCAGUUCAUCUUGCGAUUGCUCGAUUAUUCCACUGUCAUAGUCUUAGCCCUUGCCUCCCCGUAAUUAUCAGCAUCUUGUCUAAUCUAUUCAUGAAGCACUAUAUUACCCCUUUUCCUAACCCCUAGGGGAAUGAGGAAAGUGUAUAAAAAGACAUGGCUGGCCUAGACUCGAUUGCUCCUCUUUUUAGCACGCAGCUAGUCGGUUCUGACCAACUUCAUUCUCUUAUUGCCGCGUCUCAAUAUUAUUUCAUCAACAACAUGCGUAUCUUAUCUACUAUUUCUCUGGCUGUCCUCGCUGCGGCGGCACCUGUCGAACUGGUGGAGCGUCAGUUUGGUGGUGGUGGUGGCGGAUCAACCUCGAAUGAGUUAACUCAGGGCAGCUGCAAGGAGGUUGUCUUCAUCUUCGCGCGUGGUUCAGGGGAGCCUGGAAAUAUCGGUAUGAUCAUCGGGCCCCCCUUGAUUAGCGCCCUCAAGGCGCUAGUCCCAAAUACGGCCGUCCAGGGCGUCCCAUAUUCGGCAGGUAUUGCAGGCAACCUACAACGCGGCGGUACGGAUCAAGCGUCUAUCAACACAGCCACCCAGAUCUUUAACCAGGCGAACACGAAGUGUCCUGAUUCUAUUAUCAUCGCCGGAGGGUAUUCGCAAGGCGCUGCCCUUAUGCACCGCACGAUCGAGAAGCUACCCGACAAUGUUAAGAAUAAGAUCGCUGCCGUCGUCACCUUCGGUGAUACCCAGAACGAAGAAGAUAAGGGUACGAUCCCUAACUUCCCUCCUGAGAAGGUCAAGAUCUUCUGUAACGAAAACGACGGAGUCUGCGGCGCCAGCCUUUCGGUUAAUGCGGGCCAUAUGUCGUACUCCACCUCGAUGAAACCCGCAGCCCAAUUCCUUGCUGAUGGCGUUAAUAAGGCCAAGCAAGGUGGUGGUGCUAGCAGCGGCAGCUCCUCUGGCAGCUCCUCUGACGGCUCCUCCGGUAGCCCAACUGGUGGCCCUAGUGGCCUUGGUGGCCUCGGCGGGAUCUCUGGCGGCGGCGGACUUGGCGGGCUCUCUGGCAGCGGCGGACUCAGUGGGCUGUCUGGUGGUCUGGGAGGCCUCAGAGGCGGUGGACUCGGCGGUCUGAUGAGCGGCGGCCGUGGUGGACUUGGCGGUCUGAGGGGCGGUUCUUAA